AUGCAGCUGCUUCCUCUGAGUCUCUGUCUCCUGACUUUGACUGGAUCAACGUUUUCUGACGUAAACGUUGCAGAGAUCAUCAGAGUGACAGAAGGUGAUGAAGCGACUCUGCCCUGUUUCAUCAACAAGAGCAUUGAGUUUGAGCGGUUUGAGUGGAAGAAAGAUAGAAAGAAGAAGGUUUCCCUGUAUGAAGGUGUUCAGUUAUCAGGUCAAGAUGAUCAGUUCAGAGGUCGUGUGUCUCAUUUUGAUGAUGAACUGAAGAACGGUGACGCCUCCAUAACCAUCAGUGAUACUAAAGUGUCUGACAGUGGAUUCUACACCUGUAAUUUCCCAAAUCUUCACCAAACCUUCACCGUUCGUCUUGUUGUUGGUCCAGUGAUCGUCAGAGUGAAAGAAGGCGAUAAUGGGAUUCUGCCCUGUAAAAUCAACAAGGACAUUUCGUUUGAGCUGUUUGAAUGGAUAAAAGAUGGAAAGAAGGACGUUUACCUGCAUGAAGGUAAACCGUUAUCAGGUCAAGAUGAGGAGUUCAAAGGUCGUGUGUCUCAUUUUGAUCAUAAACUGAAGAACGGUGACGCCUCCAUAACCAUCAGUGAUACUAAAGUGUCUGACAUUGGAGACUACACCUGUGAUUUUCCAGAUCUUAAGACCAAACAAACCUCCACUGUUCGUCUUGUUGUUGGUAAAGCUGCAAAGGUUUCCAUCCUAAAACCUGAACAAACUGAGGACGGGUUCCUGCUGCAGUGUUUGGUUUCAGAUGUUUCUCCAGGAUUUAAACUGAACAUCUCCUGGUUCGACGGCUCUGGAAACAAACUUAUUGAACAAAAAAGCAACACAGAAAGUGAAAAACUCCACAUCCUCCAAACUACUGUGAAAAAGAGCGACACUUAUCGCUGUGUAGCAACAAUGGAGGAACUCAGUCAUCAGGUUCAUUCUGAGGUUCAUGUCCAAAUCCCUGAGUCAAAAAUCCCAUUGAUCGUUGGGUUGGUUUGUUUAGCAGUUAUGGCUCUUAUAAUUGUAGCUUGGGCUGGAGUUAUAUAUAAAAACCGGAAGAAAAUGAAACGUAAGUUUAAUGUAUUUUCAUCACUAUAACAUCACAAUGUUUUGUUCCAUCAGCUUCUGUUUGAGCUUUUUAUUCUUCGUCCACUUCAAAUGUUCCUAAAUGUCAAAUGAUGUUCAGACGUCAUUUCUUGCAGCUGAACUGAUGAGGUUCAGGUUGAAUUCUUGUAGAAGUUGAGGCAGAGACAUGAGCGUUGUGUUUCAGACACAUUUCAAUGUUUCCUCUCAUGGUCCACGUUGUGACUGAGGCUCUUUUCCUGUUCAUCAGCUCAGAUCUUAGUAGAAACUAAAGCUGGUGUCUGUGUCCAACUCUGAGCCUUGACUGUAGUUCAGCAGCUUGAGGUGCAGACGGCCUCCAGGAAGCUGAACAUGGACUGAUGCUCUGUCACUGUGACAUCAUCCACAUGUUGAACAUGUGAUCGUUGCUGCAGCAUCAGAGCAGAUACUGAACUCUGAUUGUGUUGAUCUACAUUAUUAUUUCUCUGUUUGGAUUCAGAUUAAGUGAAAAUCAGCCUCCAACAUC
This is a messenger RNA of Betta splendens (Siamese fighting fish), 1579 nucleotides long. Its product is annotated as coxsackievirus and adenovirus receptor-like. Lineage: Eukaryota; Metazoa; Chordata; Actinopteri; Anabantiformes; Osphronemidae. Bases 1 to 1089 code for a protein of 362 amino acids. The transcript has 5 exons. The record is from RefSeq and is a predicted model, not a curated record.